This is a messenger RNA of Exophiala viscosa, 1706 nucleotides long. Its product is annotated as general substrate transporter. Gene Ontology annotation, biological process: transmembrane transport; carbohydrate transport. The record is from RefSeq and is a predicted model, not a curated record. Gene Ontology annotation, cellular component: membrane. Gene Ontology annotation, molecular function: carbohydrate:proton symporter activity. The annotation marks the transcript as partial. The transcript has 6 exons. NCBI's taxonomy places the organism in Eukaryota, Fungi, Ascomycota, Eurotiomycetes, Chaetothyriales, Herpotrichiellaceae.
CAGAUUGUUUUGGCCCUCUGUCUAGGCAGCUUGACCUACGGCUAUACCUUCAGUAUCGUCUCAACCACUCUUGGACAACCUGCGUGGUUCGAAUACUUCGACCUCACUCAGGUUGCGACUGAACCAAGAUAUGCCUAUACCAAUAGUAUCAUCGGUGCCAUGAACGGCUGCUUCUCGGUCGGUGGCCUGUUCGGCGCAUUGUUCAAUGGCUGGUCGUGCGACUAUCUGGGUCGCAGAAAGACUCUCCUUGUUGCUACUCCCAUUGCCAUCGUAGGUGGUGCCCUGCAGGGAGGGGCAGCACAUAUUGCCAUGUUCCUGAUCGGCCGUGUACUGGGCGGCUUUGCUGUUGGUAUUCUAGUGGUCUUGGUGCCACUGUUUCAAUCAGAGAUUGCGCCGCCAGCCACGCGAGGCUUUUUGGUCUCUCAGCACGGUGUUGUUCUAGUCUUUGGAUACUCACUAGCUGCCUGGAUCGGUGUCGCCUGUUAUUUCUCGAAGAACGCGGCUUUCCAAUGGCGUUUUCCGCUAUGCGUCCAAUGUGUCUUUCCUCUAGCAAUGUUGAUUUUGACGCCUUUCCUGCCAGAGUCUCCUCGAUGGCUGCUGAUGAAUGACCGAUUCGAUGAAGCUUGGGCUAUUGUUCUCAAACUUCACGCGGAUGGAAAGGACCCAGAGGCUGAAGACGUUCAUUUCGCCACCGAGGAAUUCUAUCAAAUGCGCCGACAAGUCGCGGCUGAUAAGGCUAUGGCCUCUCAAGAAACCCUCAUGACCCUCUUCACCAAACCUUCCUACCGAAAACGGAUGAUUUGUGGCUUCUUGACCAUGUAUGGUGCCGAGUCAACAGGCAUCUUGGUCAUCUACAACUACAGUGUGCUUUUGUACGAAGGGCUCGGUUUCUCAGGCAGCCUACCGUUGAUCCUAGCGGCGGCCUAUGUCACCGUCGCUUGCUGCGGAAACUACAUCAACUCGCUCCUCAUCGACAGGGUCGGACGAGUCAAGCUUCUUCUCAUCGGAUUCACUGGUUGCCUGAUCACCCUGUGUUUCGAAGCCGCCAUGAGUGCUCGCUACAUCGGCAAAACCCCAGUCAACAACGCCGGCCUCAGCGCUGGCGUCUUUUUCCUGUUUCUCUACAUCAGCUUCUACGGCUGCUGCAUUGACGCAAACACCUACGUCUACUGUUCCGAGAUCUUCCCUACUCACAUACGAUCUCGCGGUUUGUCGUUCAGCGUCGCUUGUCUGUUCCUGUCGACCAUCGCUUAUCUCGAGGCCGCACCGACCGCAUUCGCUCAAAUCGGCUGGAAAUACUAUCUCCUCUUCAUUGUCCUCACUGCGAUCAACAUUCCUCUAAUCUGGUACUACUUCCCAGAGACAAAGGGACUGUCGCUGGAGGAAAUUGGCGAGAAGUUCGGAGACGAGAUUGUUAUGCAUCUUACUGAUCUGACUGACGAACAACGAGCCGAACUGGACAGGGAGAUCGCUUCGAACAAGCAACAGGCUGGCGCAAUCCACGUCGAAACGAAGGCUGAGCCAAACAGUCUCACUGAGAAGUCUCUUGCUUAGGUGAAGAUAUGAUGAGAAAUUCGGACGAUUGUAUCAAUUUCAUACUCUCCAGGGAUCAAGACUUUUCCUGACCUGAGAAGGGAGUUCAUUUAGAGGAGGAUUUUGGAUCAAAGAGAGACAUUUCUAUCAGAGGGAAACAUCGAAUUAGAGGA